UCGAUCACCCGCUCUGUCCCGCAUGCUGCUCUCUCUUGACAGGCUGAUCCCCACGCCAUGUAUCCUAUUGUGGUACCAUCACGUCGACCCACUUCAAGUCGCUUCCAGUAGUAACCACUCCACCAUCACCUUCCCUUCCCUCCCGCAUCCACUGCUUCUACUCGCCAUCUCACCAUCGCUUCUUCAACACAACAUCAUCACCCCCGCGCUAUCACACCAUACCAUCAUCACCCCAUCACACUCCCCACGCGUCAACCCACCCUCUUCUGAGAAUCUCCCAUCGAUCACGCCAUGACCACCACACCCUUCCUAUCCCCAUCUCCCGAUCAGCCUCUUCGGCGCCGCCUUAUCCUUAUCUACACAGCAUGACUACCACACCACAUUCACAUCCACAUCGACAGCGACGGGUGACUGACUUUAAUAUCCACCUCCCACUCGGGCUCGAUCGCCCAGAUCGUUCCUCUGCGCCUUGUCAUUACCGGCCUGGAUCGUCUCUCUAUAAUACCUUUUUCCUACAAAUUCCAACAAAAGCCAAUCUCGCACUCAGGGACUGAAAAUUAUCACCCGAUUCGUCAAUUUUCAAUAAACAUUUUCAUAUACUGAACCACUGCCUAGACCCGUCGUUUUCUCCCCAAUGUCAGGCUGUAAGCACGCUACGCGUACAUAUAUAUAUAUGUAUCCCCUCCAAAACCACUCCCGUUACUGUAGCAUGGAGUACUGAGUCAUCCAUGUCGGGCUCCAAGGUUCGCAAGUGGCAAGUUGGUUUCAGGGGGAGACGUCUCUCGUCGUGACAACCCUCGCAGCACAGAAUCUAACCCUAAAUUUCCCCGUCCUCAAUCUAGAUCCCAACUCAUCCACCACCCCCGACUCUCCUUGCAUUUGAUACCGUGUCGCAUCAUCUCUAUUGUUUCUUGAAACUGACACUCACAGCCCCAUCCCCGUCUCGUCUCAUCUCGUCAUUAUUGUCACCCCUUAAGCUUAAGCUCAAGAUAAGGACCACCUUCAUCUUCCUUUGCAGAUCUCGUCUCGCCGCUCCAAACUGCAGCAUAUAUACUCUCCUAAUGUACGCUCCAGUUUUCAAGCGUCAACCGGGGCGGUCCUCUAAGUCGCGUCGCCGCACCUUCAAACCGAAUCCUACAUCGCCCAGAUUGUGUACUAUGUUUCGUGUUUCGUGUUUUGUGUGUCGUACUACUUCGUUUCUGCCGCGUCGCCCAGUCAAGCCCACACAGCCCCGUGUUCCGUGUUCUGUGUUUUGUGUUUCGUACCACGUCGUCUCUGCUCUGAUCAGCGUUUCAAGUCCGGCACCUAUAUCUAUAGCCCUCGCACCCGAGGCUCCGCCGGUAAAAAGGGUCUCGAGGUCUUGCUAGACGCUCGCAGACAAUCAUUAUCCAGCCCUCGCCGAGUCGUCCUCACCCACCGCUGUGAAUAUUCAGAACACGAGUAUCAAUGAAUCCCGAAUUUGAGUAUGAAAACGACAGAAUGCCUGAACUGAGCCGCUGCUGCCUGGAAGGCUAUGGGGAUGAGUGAGAGUUUGCAUCAUAAAUUGCAGUCAGAGCAAAGAGCCGAGAGAACUGCCACUGAAGACAUUGGACUCGACAAAUUUGUGUGAAUGCAAGAGAAGGGCAGUGAGCAAAAAAUCAUCUCGUUCCAAGUUUGUCUUUGGCACUGACUACAAGUAUUCCCCCAUCGUGACUCCAUUGUCCCACAAAGGCUCCUUGUCUGUAAAAUCAUUAUCCACAUCUAUGACAAAGGCUGUCUCAAAAGUUGUCAAAAAGGGUGCAGCAAUCCUCAUCCCACUGCUCAAAAAAGCCAAAGUGUCUCUCCCCUCACAAGCCUGUGCUGGCAGUGACUUGGGGGGAGCUCAACUUGGCGGCUCUCAAAAAGCAUUGGCAUUCCUUAGUCUAUUUUUUCAAGCUUAACGCUGUGACUGUAGGGUACAUUGAUGGCCAGCUUGUACAUUUCUUUCCGUGUAGUGCACAAAAGUGUAAAAGCUCAACUGGUGGUGUGCACCGGUACCAAUAUUCAAAGGAUAAGUCCUCCACAACAAACCUGAAGCGCCAUGCAAUUAUUUGCUGGGGAAAAGAGGCAGUUGAGAACAUUUUUAAUGGGCAGCUGACCAAGGGACAGAGUAGCUCAAUCUAUGCAGCAUUUACUCGUCAGGGGCAACAGCCAGUCCAUCACAUACACUACAUGCACAUAAAUGAUGAAGUCCGGGCUCAACUUGUAUGCUGGGUCACAGAGAACAACCAGUCAAUAUCAUAAAUGAAGUUACAAUAGACAUACCAGCACCUAUUUACGCUUUACUUUUUAUAUACUUUACUUUUCAUUUUCCAAGUCAUGUGACUGAUCACAUGGCCAUUGACUUUACUUUACAUUUCAGACUUUUCAUAAUCACCUGACCAGUGUCUAGACUCAUCAUGUGACUGGUCACAUGCUAGACAUCAGACUUUGAACUUUAUUUACAACUGUACAGUACCU
Molecule: messenger RNA, 2478 nt
Organism: Serpula lacrymans var. lacrymans S7.9
Lineage: Eukaryota; Fungi; Basidiomycota; Agaricomycetes; Boletales; Serpulaceae
Exons: 4
Coding region: 1062-1367 (101 amino acids)
Source: RefSeq, a predicted model, not a curated record